Mytilus californianus (California mussel) is the source of this 1311-nucleotide messenger RNA. RefSeq names its product CUB and sushi domain-containing protein 1-like. The record is from RefSeq and is a predicted model, not a curated record. Bases 16 to 1203 code for a protein of 395 amino acids. Lineage: Eukaryota; Metazoa; Mollusca; Bivalvia; Mytilida; Mytilidae. The transcript is spliced from 9 exons.
ACGGAGAGAUUCAGUAUGGAUUUCAAGAUUCUUUUCGUUAAUCCGAUGACAGUAGUCAUUUAUCUCUUGAUGCUUUCGACAGUCACAGAUGCAAAUUGUAUAUUGCCUCCAGAACUUAGGAAUAUGGAGUGGAUCUAUAAUUAUAUCAGGCCAGAUAAUAAUCAACCGGUAACAACUACACUACGGUUUCAAAAUACAAUUCUAACAUCACCGUCAUCCAUAAAUUUUAACGCUUUUGGAACGACCAUAGACGCAUGGACUUGCAUAUCUAACUUAACAUUGUCAAAUACAGAAUCCGUUGUUCUUUUUAAGAGCGAUCAAAGUUAUACAACUGGACUUUUUAGUGGUAGUAGAUGGUUAUAUCUUUGUAUGAAAUUCACAAAGGUCACAGACAACUUGUUUUACUUCUACUUAUUAUCGGAUGUGGAUAAUACUAUAGUUCCAAAUGAGAGGGUAUUCAAUCCACCUCACAACAGUAUACCAGCUGAUACAGAACCACUGUGUAGUACGUUUUGUCAAUAUUCAACAGAACCAAAAAUACGUACACUACAAAAGACAGGUACUACCGAUGUUGUGCCAAGUGACGCAGCUUUGUGUACGCCUUGUGAAAAUCCAUGUGAAGAACAGGUAGUAGCUUGUGAAGACCUUAAUCCAGUAAAUUUCGCUACAAUAACUAACCAGACUGGUACAAACUACCAAGACACAAUAACUUAUGCUUGUAUCACUGGCUAUAAAUUGACUUCUGGUAGUCUGACUCGUCAAUGUAUGGCUAAUGAAAACUGGAGUGGAAGUCUUCCAGUCUGCGAGGUAGUAACUUGUGAAGACCUGGAUCCAGUAAAUUUCACUACAAUAACUUACCAGACUGGUACAAACUACCAAGACACAAUAACUUAUGCUUGUAUCACUGGCUAUAAAUUGACUUCUGGUAGUCUGACUCGUCAAUGUAUGGCUAAUGAAAACUGGAGUGGAAGUCUUCCAGUCUGCGAGGUAGUAGCUUGUGAAGAGCUUAAUCCAGUAAAUUUCGCUACAAUAAUUACCCAGACUGGUACAAACUACCAAGACACAAUAACUUAUGCUUGUAUCACUGGCUAUAAAUUGACGUCUGGUAGUCUGACUCGUCAAUGUAUGGCUAAUGGAAACUGGAGUGGAAAUCGUCCAGUGUGCCGUCAUCAUUGUCACAGUCACCGAAGAAGAAGGAGAUGAGAACACAUGACUACGAUGAGACUAUGCUGCAACAUGUGUUUAUCUGUUUAAGAUGCCUUUUAUGAAUGUUAGCAAACAUGUGACCAACAUUAAAGAUAUACAAAAAUG